Molecule: messenger RNA, 661 nt
Organism: Angiostrongylus costaricensis
Lineage: Eukaryota; Metazoa; Nematoda; Chromadorea; Rhabditida; Metastrongylidae
Source: the annotation of a GenBank genome assembly
UACCUUAUGUACACUUUCUUCUGCUGUUUUAGAUCGCGUUAACCCUUUUCAUAAUACAACCACAACUUGCACAGACGAGCUUCUCCAACAGGCCCGUUCUCUGUUCACCCAUAAUUCAAUAAUGACAUAUUUUCAAUUUGCUAAUGGGUUAAACCCUGUGGUGGAUGGCUCUUGGAUGUUGGUUCCUGUUCGUCGAGUACUGGAUGCUGUUCAUAAAAGGGAAAUUUGUGAAGAUGAUGUUGAAAUAGUUCGUCUUGCUUUACUGUGGACCGUAUUACUGCAUGAUGAAAGGCCUACGGUGUUUUCGUUUGCUAAUACAAACGAUAUUUACGUUCGACUAGGGGAAGUAUUGAUUAUCGGUCCGAAUAUCUUAGCUGACGACAUAAUCGCGUCGUGCUACUCUCGUAUUCUUACUGAGUAUAUUCUUAAGGCUGCUGUAGACGGCAGGUUGUGUUUACGAAUGGGAAGCCGCAUUGCGGGAUUGGAUGCAUUCAUGCCAUUUUUCGAAGACUUACUAAUUCAUUUCGAACAAUAUUCUUUGGGCAAUGUUGGUUUCGCUAGAACAUUACUUAUUGGUGCUUAUCUGAAUGCGGCUAUAACUGACAGGUAUGUUAUUUUCUCACUGUGGUCUACCGAUGUAUCGAGUCAGUGCUGCUAUCCU